Molecule: messenger RNA, 1347 nt
Organism: Adineta steineri
Lineage: Eukaryota; Metazoa; Rotifera; Eurotatoria; Adinetida; Adinetidae
Source: the annotation of a GenBank genome assembly
AUGGUAGAUAAUAAUAAACGAGCUUUUUGGCAUUUUACAUUUAAAGACAUAUUAUCUAUUCUAUGUUCAGCUGCUAUACCCAUAGCUCUUGCUAUUUAUACUGCAAUUGGAUCUCAACAACAAAAACAACAAGAUGAGAAAAAACAAAAUUUUGAUUUGGAACAAUCAAAAGAAUUAAGACAACAAACACUUUAUGAUGAAUUUAUAAAUAAUAUUUAUAGACUGGAGAAAGAUGGUUAUCUUAAAGAGAGAAAAAAUCCAUGGGCAUUUGCAAACGCAUAUUAUCGUGCUGCUCAUCUUCAAUGGGAUACAACACGUAAAGCAUAUGUUUUGCAAUUUCUCAAAGAGAAACAAUUAAUUGGUAGAAAUAAUUGUACUAAUGGAUGUCGGACAACAAAUCUAGAUGAUAUAAUCCGUUUGAAUAAGUUAAAUUUUGAUAAUGCACACCUAGUAAGUCAAACUGGUGUAUUAAAUCAAUUGGAUUUAGAAUGUGUUUCUUUUGAUCAAGUCUCAAUGUCAAAUGCAAUAUUUUCAUUCGUUAGUUUAAAUGGUGUAUCAUCUGAUGGAGGGCGAUUAGACAAGGUGAAAUUUGAUGGUUCGUCUUUACUUUGUGCUAGGUUUAAUAAUGUAAACCUGUCUGGUGCAGAUUUUGGGAACUCUGAUCUGACAGGUGCGCAGUUUUUAAACAGUGAUUUGUCGAACGCCAUAUUAACGGAAGAUCAAAUAAAACAGGCAUAUUUUUAUAAUGUAACUAUGCCAAACGGAGAGAAGAGUGAAACUAUAACUUCAACGACGACAAAAAAACCUAUAAUAAAAGCAACAACACCAACAACAAUGAUAAAAACAAAAAUGUCGACAACCACAUCAUUAUCAACAACAUCACCGAUAGUAACGCCAUUAUCAUUAACAACAACAACAUCAUCAUCAUCAUCAAAAUCAUCAACAUCCACUACAUCCUCGACAAUAACACUAUCAUCCUCAUUAUCAUUUUUAUCAACAUCAACAUUUACUACAUCAUCGACAACAACACCAUCAUCAUCAUCAUCAACAACAACGCCAUCAUCAUCAUCAUCAACAACAACAACGCUAUCAUCAUCAUCAACACCAGCAACAACAACAUCAUCAACACAAGAAAUAUCAUCAACAACAAUAACAACAUUAUCAACAACAUCCUCAUCAACAGAAGCAACAUCAUUAACAGCAGCAGCAGUAUCAUUAUCAACAGAAGGGAUAUUAUCAACAGCAGCAACAUCAUUUUUGUCUGCAGAAGCAACAUUAUCAUCAACAGAAGCAACAUUACCAUUAACAGAAGAAACAUCAUGGACAGCAACAUCAAUCGGUCAGUAA